GGGACGCGCUGGUUCCGAGCAGGCUGCAACAGUUGUGGAGCUGGAGAGCCCUGGCAGGGGUGCGGCGAGGUGAAAACGAGUCGGCUACAGUAGUGCGUACUUCGGAGCACUUGGCCACGCAAUGGGUCGGCACGGCAGCGGCAGCUUUGGAGACGAUGACGGCGGUGGCGACUCUGGGACCUUUGAUGAUUUAUAUGCAGACAAUACUACUGAUGACCGGACCUUCCAGCAUCAUGGGGGUGGCCAAUUUCCCGACACGGACCAAGAGCGGGGCGGGGACGGAGCGUCCUCAUGGAUGCCCGUGAUUGCAGGACUUGGAGGUUUGGCAGCCGGGGGUGCCGUGUCCUCAUGGAUGAACCGGGACAGACAAAGCGCGUAUCACUGGAACGUCCACGAACAGCAGGGCCGCCUCAUGCCCCCACCGCAAGUUCCCCCGGGGCGCGUGGCGGCCAGACAGCACACAACACAGUGGACCUGGCUGCGGCCCUUUCUGAAUGUUGGGAUCGUUGUGUUCGCCUUGUACCUCUGCUUUGUGGCGUAUGGCCCUCAACAGAUGGAACUGGGGUACGGCGAAAGCAGGCUCGUCCAGGUUUCGUCAACGUUCGUCAGCUCCGUCAAGAUGGUGACGCUGGGGGGCGGCAGUCAGGGGCAGCAGCCCGAGAUGUACCAUUUCGACCACGUUCCGACGCUCAGCAAGGACCAUCACUGGUCGGAGAACCACCCCGGGGUGCAGGUUUCCCCUAACGGCUACCAGGACUGGGCGUUUUGGCUGAACCGGGGUUCAGAGAUCAAGGUCGAGUACGAGGUCGAGUCGCCGGGCGUGUACUUUGUCCUUCUGAAGGGGGCCGAUAACUUCCAGCGCUGGUUGAAGAACCCGCGCGACCUCGGCGUCGCAGAGUACCACACUUUUGCGGAAGGCAAAGGUUUCUUCAAGUACAAGACUCGCUCGAGCACCGAGUACUUCUUCGCUUUUGGCAACCUGGCGCGCUAUCCGCUCCAGUUUACGACCAACUUCGAGGUCAAGAGCAAGGUCUACGACGUGCGGCGGGCGCGCCACAGCUGCAGCUCGGGGGAGUGCACGUUCGAUCUAGAGUACGGCUCGGACGAAGCAGAGGUCAUCGUGACACCAGACACAAAUGUGGCGGACGACGUCUGGUACAUCCGCCUUGAGUACGGUCCUCGAUGGAUGACAUACCUGGUAAUGAUUGGGGGCACGUGGCUGCUGACGUCCAUCUUCGGCGGCGCGGGGGCUUUGUAUCACCAGCGGAGAGAGAGCGACGAGUACCAACCGGUUCCAGGGAUGUGGCCCCCGCCCGCGAGGGGCGGCUAUGAGCAGUCCGAUCCAGCAGACACGUGGCCACAGGCCCCAGAGUCCGGCCAGCCAUCGCCGUAUCCCCCUGGACAACAGUAUGUUCCUUGGUCGGCGCCCACAGAGUUUACGAAGGGGGGGUCCAACCUCGGGGAAAGCUCCCCGGGGGGAGAAUCGAUGCCACAGCCGGGGAAGAGUGCCCCCGGUUUCUCAUAUCCGGGGGAUCCCCCUGGAGCGGGCGCCAGCGGCAGUGCGGUGCCGCUGGACGAUGGGGAUGUUUGCGCCGUGUGCUUCGACCAUCGGAAGGAGACCAUCUUCGACCCGUGUGGCCACCGAGCGACGUGCUACCCGUGCGGACUCAGGCUCAGUCAAGGCCCAGUACCGGUUUGCCCCAUCUGCCGAACGAAGAUACGACAAGUUUUGAAAAUCUAUGACGCGUGAGAACUUAAUUGUACAGAUAUACAGGUUCAGGGAAAUCAGCAAUAUGUGCUAUAUGUGCUGACGGGCAAUGUAUUCGUAGCCUCCUCGGAGCACCUGGGCGCCAGCUUACGCAGAUUAGAUUGGAUUGGGUAUUGGAUCAGAGAUAGAGAGGACGAGUUCAGAUGUUGUUUGCACUUCUUGGGGUUACACUUAUUAUCUGCUUUUACGUCUUGAGACGAUGGGUUGCAGGCUUGAGAAGAUAUGCCAUGCAUUAUGUCGCGUGCACAGCGGAGCAGGAAUUUGAGCGGGCCUAAUUUGAGUGACCGUCUCAAGGCACCGGGAGAAUGUAUACAAAGUACUUACACUGCAAGAUGCCUGGCCCGAUAAUUUGGAUCGAGGGUAUCGUACUUACUUUAAAAUUAUUUCUUCCCGAC
Molecule: messenger RNA, 2163 nt
Organism: Klebsormidium nitens
Lineage: Eukaryota; Viridiplantae; Streptophyta; Klebsormidiophyceae; Klebsormidiales; Klebsormidiaceae
Source: the annotation of a GenBank genome assembly